CUGCAAUUCCUCCCACAACCUAUUUUCGCUCUACACAAUUCUGUCGCCGUCUCGAUCAACUUGGGCCUGGUAUGUCUCUCUCUCCUGCUCUCCCUCCACCAUCGAAACCUCGUUUGCCUCCCUCCGCUUCCUCCCCCCCCCAUCUUCGUCCCUCGGGUUCGUUGGCUGAUCGAUUCUCUCUUCUCUCCACACAACCAAACAGCUUUGCGUCCUUGUUUCCUACCAAACACAUCCCUCUAAAAAUUUUCGAAACCAACGCGUUCGCCUCACCUCUGACCGUCGACCUUUCCCUCGAUUUGUCUUUCAUCUGAUCUGCUGGACUCGGCCUUGUCUUUCCCGUCUCAACCAGCUAUCCUCUUCUUCCAUAAUGCCUACGCCACUUCCCUCUAGUUUUGCCUCAGCCGCCGCCGGCAACAUCCACGACUCUUCCAACCGCAGAGGAGAUGGAGCUCCCGGUGGAGAAUGGUAUGCCUGCCCCCGUUCCUUGCCCAACACCUUGUCGCGCGUCCGUCUCCUCGUUUGCCAGCAGCCCCAUCCAAAUCCGGCCGGGGGCCUCCUAGUUUUGUGGUGGAACCAGAAAAACUGACAACUCAUUCCUAC
This is a messenger RNA of Aspergillus brunneoviolaceus CBS 621.78, 600 nucleotides long. RefSeq lists its product as uncharacterized. NCBI's taxonomy places the organism in Eukaryota, Fungi, Ascomycota, Eurotiomycetes, Eurotiales, Aspergillaceae. The record is from RefSeq and is a predicted model, not a curated record. The transcript has a single exon. Bases 368 to 586 code for a protein of 72 amino acids.